Oppia nitens is the source of this 1074-nucleotide messenger RNA. RefSeq lists its product as uncharacterized. The record is from RefSeq and is a predicted model, not a curated record. NCBI's taxonomy places the organism in Eukaryota, Metazoa, Arthropoda, Arachnida, Sarcoptiformes, Oppiidae. The transcript is spliced from 2 exons. Gene Ontology annotation, cellular component: plasma membrane. Gene Ontology annotation, molecular function: ABC-type transporter activity. Bases 76 to 1074 code for a protein of 332 amino acids.
UCAAAAAUAUAUGUCAAUAAAAAUGUGACAAAUAUUAGAAAAUGUUUUAUAUAUCAAAAUCAAAGUCAAAGACUAAUGACUGGAUUAACAGUUAGUCAAGCGUUGACUUAUUCAUCAAAAUUGAAAAAUCCGAUUCAAUAUAAUGACCAAAAAGUUGACCACAAAAAAAUUGUUUCGGAUAUAAUGCAAGAACUAUUGAUAAGUGAUAUCAAAGACAAUAAGAUAGACAACUGUAGCGGCGGUCAAAUCAAACGCUUAAGUAUUGGCUUAGAGUUGACAUCAGUUUGUAAGCCAUACCUAUUGUUUAUCGAUGAACCGACAACUGGUUUGGACACACACUCAGCAAUUAUGGUAAUCUCUUGUUUGAAACAAUUGUCUCGCAAUCAUAACAUGUCUAUAAUUAUUAGUAUACAUCAGCCAAACAAUGAAUUAUAUCAAAUGUUUGACACAAUCUAUGUGUUAGCAAAAGGUGGACAAACACUAUAUUCAGGGUUUCCACAAAAUUUAGACCAAUUUAUUGCUGAUAAUCACAUCAAAUGCAAUGAAAAUCAAUUAGCAAUAGAUAUGUUAAUGAAACACAGUUACAAUAGCACUAAUAUAUCUAAUGUCAAUAAUCAUCUGAAAACUAACAUAAUUAAGAAUAUUGAUAGUAAUCUAAUUUUAAUGAAAUCACAAUCUGUUUAUCAAACAAAAUCGUGGUUUAACUUAUAUGAUAUAUUUAUUAACAUUAAACGAAAUAUACAUAGUGUUUAUAUAUCUCAAUGGAUGAUCACAUGGACAUUAUAUUUGUUUUAUUUUGUGUUAAACAUAAUAUUUGUUACAUGUUUUUCAUCUGAUAUGUCUACCAUCGAUGGCUGUAUUGAUUUCAGUAACUAUUUGGACGCCAAGACAUACACGGAUAUGACAUAUGAAGCAUAUGUUUUAUUUCAGACACAAUCAUAUCUUUUUAUUUCAUCAUUAAAAUUGUGUCUUAUUGUUUGCUUAUUUACUAUUUAUACCAUUUGUCAUAAUUCAAAAAUUAUAUCAUCUGAAUAUAAAAAUGGUAAUUAUAUCAUGAAAAUGUUGAUAUUUUAA